Messenger RNA from Metschnikowia bicuspidata var. bicuspidata NRRL YB-4993, 1952 nucleotides. Its product is annotated as tRNA (uracil) methyltransferase. Gene Ontology annotation, biological process: tRNA methylation. Gene Ontology annotation, molecular function: tRNA (uridine) methyltransferase activity. The transcript is spliced from 2 exons. The coding region runs from base 1 to 1638 and encodes 545 amino acids. The record is from RefSeq and is a predicted model, not a curated record. Lineage: Eukaryota; Fungi; Ascomycota; Pichiomycetes; Serinales; Metschnikowiaceae.
AUGGAUCUGCUCAGGGGCCAGGCGUCCUGCUUGGGGGCGCCCUGGACCCCAAUUUACCAACAAGCCGUGGACUUCGAGGCCUCGCAUUUCGAAACGGCCAUGUCCCAUUUGGUGAGAGAACCCAAUAUCAACUCCACAGUGAUCAUGCGGGCCGACAUUCUCCAAAAAACCACAUAUACGGAAGAUGGCCAAGUGCACGAGUCGGAAGUUUUCACGCCUGAGCUCCCGAGCUUCGCAAAAGUGGAAACCCCAACGUCAGAAAAUGCUUCGGAGCAACCACAACAUUUUUUGCAUCGAGAUCUCUCGGACAUCAAGCUUCGAGAGGUCCCGCUUCUGAGCUCUCUGGUUGAAUUGCUUCCCUCCAGUGCUUUCAUCCGCCGCGUCAUACCCAGGAACCCAUACAAGGAUCAUGUGAUCAACCAGACAUGCGCCAUCUUGAAAGGCCCGGACUCCGUAUUGGUUGUCUACAUCCCUCACAUCAGCAACCAAGACGAAACCCCCUUCUAUCUCCCUCCUGUCCAAGCUGUGGGCAUUCUAUAUCACAAGCAUAAACUCUCAAUCCACUACAUUGCUUUUGGCGCGUCCCUGGACAUUGAGAAAAUGGACGGUGCUGAACGUCCCAUCCGCAUAGCUCUCCGCCUUCUCCAAACGCUGGCGAAACACUCGAUGGGAGCCAAGCUGGGAUACGAGAAGCGGGUGACGCACGACGUGGUGGUGCCUCGGAUUGCAUUCCAAAACAGAUACAUUGCAUUGAAAAAGAAGUAUUCCGGUGACUUGGUCGCAAACUGGGUUGAGUCAACGGACCCCAAGAAGCAUGUUUUUGAGGACUUGGCUGUGGCUGCCUUCUUGAUUGAAUUGUGGAAUGCUCGUUACAAGGACAAGCAGUUUGAGUUCCGGGACUUGGGCUGCGGCAAUGGUCUUCUCGUGCAUAUAUUGAUCAUGGAAGGCUUCAAGGGUAAGGGAAUCGAUGCGCGGGCCAGGAAAAGCUGGAAGACUUAUCCCAGCAAAGUGCAAAAAUGUCUUUUGGAGCAGAUUAUCAUCCCCAGUGUGUUGCUCAAGCCGCACCCCGCCAUGGCCCGAAUGGCUCCCUACAUGACCAACAAUGGAAGACUCUUUCAAGUACCAGAGACGCAUCUGAGCGAUCCCAAUACCGUUCCCUUGAUGAAAUACUACUCUGCAGAAAACCUCUUGGCUCUGUCGAUGGUCUGCACAACCGAGGAGUUCCCACCAGAGACAUUCAUCAUCGGGAAUCAUCUGGACGAGCUCACGUGCUGGAUCCCGCUUCUCAACUACCCAUUCAUGGUCAUUCCGUGCUGUUCUCACUCGCUCAACGGGGCCAAAGUGCGAUACACCCCGAGAAAACGGCCCGCGCAAAACUUAUCGAUGUAUGGGGCGUUGGUGGACCACGUCGAAGACUUGGCCAACCUCAUGGGCUGGGAUUCAGAAAAGGAGAUCUUGCGGAUCCCGAGCACCAGGAAUGCGGCGGUGAUUGGCAUGGAGAAGAAGCCGUACUUGAAAGAAGAACACAUCGACGCCACGGAAAUGAGGGUGUUGGAUAUUGUUGCUGCCGAGGGUGGUGCCGAGGGCUGGGUGGAGAACCUGAUGCUUUUGAUGAGCAAGAGCCCGAAGAACCACUGAGCUGGGGACUCUACGGAGGUUUUAGAAAGCAACGUUUAAGUAGGCGUAAAUUAAUGGGCUUGCUCGUUUAGUGACUAGUGCUCAAAAUGAGCCAUAAUCAGGGACUUUGUGGGAGAUUUGAAGUUGUCGGAGACGGUUUGCAUUCGUCAGAAGCUGCUAGAUGAGAAAACUCUUUCAUUCCGCCGUAUCUUGGUAAGAUCGGGUGUCGGGAGCUUCAGGAAUGGAACCAAAAGCAUGAAAAGUACGUGAGUGGCUCGAUUUGCUACAAAGAACGCUUGAUUGAACUAAAUAUUUGCGAAGAAAAGUGCUUUACU